Messenger RNA from Diceros bicornis minor, 3012 nucleotides. RefSeq names its product VPS52 subunit of GARP complex (gene VPS52). Gene Ontology annotation, molecular function: syntaxin binding. The coding region runs from base 266 to 2437 and encodes 723 amino acids. Gene Ontology annotation, cellular component: GARP complex. NCBI's taxonomy places the organism in Eukaryota, Metazoa, Chordata, Mammalia, Perissodactyla, Rhinocerotidae. The transcript is spliced from 20 exons. Gene Ontology annotation, biological process: endocytic recycling; lysosomal transport; Golgi to vacuole transport. The record is from RefSeq and is a predicted model, not a curated record.
CCGGUGCGUUCUCUCGUUACAGUUCGUCAAGAUCUUGGCUGUGAGAGCAGCAAAGGUUCCGGCGUGAGAUUGUGUUUAAGACUUCCCAUUCCCAUUUGCACUCGGAUGAAGUGGUUAGAACCGAAAGGGGGAAGCUGGAGUCAAACAAUUAAACUCAACUAUCUGGGAACGAUUUUGCGCUGUGCAAGACGCCCCAGGACUUGUAGUUCCUGUCCCGGGAAGCGACCCGCCGGACUGACAGCUGCCGGAAGUGAGGCUGCGCGGAAUGGCCGCCGCCGCGACGAUGGCGGCCGCCGCCCGGGAGCUGGUGCUGCGGGCCGGGGCCUCGGAUAUGGAGGAGGAGGAGGGCCCACUGGGGGGUGGUCCUGGUCUUCAGGAGCCAUUGCAACUCGGAGAGUUGGACAUCACCUCCGAUGAAUUCAUCCUGGAUGAAGUGGACGUUCACAUUCAGGCGAAUCUGGAGGAUGAGUUAGUGAAGGAAGCUCUUAAAACGGGUGUGGAUCUCCGUCACUAUUCAAAGCAGGUUGAGCUGGAGCUUCAGCAGAUUGAGCAGAAAUCCAUUCGAGAUUAUAUCCAAGAGAGUGAGAACAUAGCCUCGCUGCACAACCAGAUCACAGCCUGCGAUGCUGUCCUUGAGCGCAUGGAGCAGAUGUUGGGAGCUUUUCAGAGUGACCUCAGCUCCAUCAGCUCUGAGAUCCGGACACUGCAGGAACAGUCAGGAGCCAUGAACAUUCGGCUUCGAAACCGCCAGGCAGUUCGGGGGAAACUUGGGGAGCUUGUCGAUGGUCUGGUGGUGCCCUCCGCUCUGGUCACGGCAAUUCUGGAGGCGCCAGUGACAGAGCCCAGGUUCCUGGAGCAGCUGCAGGAGCUGGAUGCCAAGGCGGCCGCAGUCCGGGAGCAGGAGGCCAGAGGCACAGCUGCCUGCGCAGAUGUCAGAGGCGUGCUCGACCGGCUCCGGGUCAAGGCAGUGACGAAAAUCCGAGAGUUCAUCCUUCAGAAGAUUUAUUCCUUCAGAAAACCAAUGACCAACUAUCAGAUCCCCCAGACGGCCCUGCUGAAGUACAGGUUCUUCUAUCAGUUCCUGCUGGGCAAUGAGCGAGCCACAGCAAAGGAGAUGAGGGAUGAAUAUGUGGAGACGCUGAGCAAGAUCUACCUGUCUUACUACCGCUCUUACCUGGGGCGGCUCAUGAAGGUGCAGUACGAGGAAGUCGCUGAGAAGGAUGAUCUAAUGGGCGUGGAAGACACAGCAAAGAAAGGAUUCUUCUCGAAGCCAUCCCUCCGCAGCAGGAACACCAUCUUCACCCUGGGGACCCGUGGCUCUGUCAUCUCUCCCACUGAACUGGAGGCCCCCAUCCUGGUGCCUCACACUGCCCAGCGGGGAGAUCAGAGGUAUCCAUUUGAGGCCCUUUUCCGCAGCCAGCACUACGCCCUCCUGGACAAUUCCUGCCGUGAAUAUCUUUUCAUCUGUGAAUUCUUUGUUGUGUCUGGCCCGGCUGCACACGACCUCUUCCAUGCCGUCAUGGGCCGGACACUCAACAUGACCCUGAAACACCUGGAGUCCUAUCUCGCUGACUGCUACGAUGCUAUUGCUGUUUUUCUCUGUAUCCACAUCGUCCUCCGAUUCCGCAACAUUGCAGCUAAGAGGGAUGUGCCCGCCCUGGACAGGUACUGGGAACAGGUGCUUGCCUUGCUGUGGCCACGCUUUGAGCUGAUCCUGGAGAUGAAUGUCCAGAGUGUCCGAAGCACUGACCCUCAGCGCCUUGGGGGCCUGGAUACUCGGCCCCACUAUAUCACACGCCGAUAUGCAGAGUUCUCCUCUGCCCUUGUGAGCAUCAAUCAGACCAUUCCGAAUGAACGGACGAUGCAGCUGCUAGGGCAGCUACAGGUGGAAGUGGAGAAUUUUGUCCUCCGAGUGGCAGCUGAGUUCUCCUCUAGGAAGGAGCAGCUCGUGUUUCUGAUCAACAACUAUGACAUGAUGCUCGGUGUGCUGAUGGAGCGGGCUGCAGAUGACAGCAAGGAGGUUGAGAGUUUCCAGCAGCUGCUCAAUGCUCGGACACAGGAAUUCAUUGAAGAGUUGCUGUCUCCCCCUUUUGGGGGUCUGGUGGCAUUUGUGAAGGAGGCUGAGUCUUUGAUUGAGCGUGGACAGGCCGAGCGACUUAGAGGGGAAGAAGCCCGGGUUACUCAGCUGAUCCGUGGCUUUGGUAGUUCCUGGAAAUCAUCGGUGGAAUCUCUGAGUCAGGACGUCAUGCGUAGUUUCACCAACUUCAGAAAUGGAACCAGUAUCAUCCAGGGAGCAUUGACCCAGCUGAUCCAGCUCUAUCAUCGCUUCCACCGGGUGCUGUCUCAGCCCCAGCUCCGAGCCCUCCCUGCCCGGGCUGAGCUCAUCAACAUUCACCACCUUAUGGUGGAACUCAAGAAGCACAAGCCCAACUUCUGAUGUGCCGGACCCUCGGAUCCACCAGCCCUCUCCUGGACUUCUGUACCCCACACCAUACCCUUCUUCACCUGCGGUCCCCUUCCAGUUCUCCCCUUGCUUCCCGGGUCCUUCAUUCCAGGAUCCUGCCUUCAUUCCCAGGACCCUGCCUCAUCAGAAUAAGCUGGAUCCCCCUUGGCUUUCUGAAUCUCCCAGUGUCUUCAGGUUUCCCAGGACUGCUUCCCCCUGGGCUUCCAAAACAACCUUUUUCAUUUUCCCAAUUUUGUCACCCCCCCCCCCACACACACAACACACACACACCCAAGACUCUUUUUUUCCACCAGUAAAACCUUCACUGCCUCAGUCUCUGGUUCACUCAAUGCUUGUCACCGUAGCCUGAGGUGUGAAGCCUCAUCUCUUGGAAUUGGUGGCAUGGGGACAAUGCCUCUAAGUCAUUGAUUUUUUUUUUCAGUCUAAGUGAUUUCUGUAGCUUUUUGACCUAAGAUCUCAGCAACUUGAACACUAACCAAUCCCCUCCUGGCUUGAGAGUUACUCCAAGGUCAGUCUGCAGAAAACAAUAAAUAUUUAAUAUGACAUAA